Messenger RNA from Phycodurus eques (leafy seadragon), 675 nucleotides. RefSeq names its product neudesin neurotrophic factor (gene nenf). The transcript has 4 exons. Gene Ontology annotation, cellular component: endomembrane system; membrane. NCBI's taxonomy places the organism in Eukaryota, Metazoa, Chordata, Actinopteri, Syngnathiformes, Syngnathidae. The record is from RefSeq and is a predicted model, not a curated record. The coding region runs from base 27 to 515 and encodes 162 amino acids.
AGGCGCAAACAAACAAGAAUCCUACCAUGGCAACAGCAACAACCGGUGGUGCCUUCGUGCUGAUUGUGGCGCUAUUAAACGUGACUUUAGCGGACAAGUUAAAGUACAAAGCGUCCACAAAACCUGUAAGGUUAUUCACCGAAGAGGAACUCCGGAGGUAUGACGGCAACCGCGAGGGCGAACCCAUCUACUUGGCGAUAAAAGGGGUGGUGUUCGACGUGACCAAAGGAAAAGAGUUUUACGGCAAAGACGCGCCUUACAACGCUCUGGUGGGCAAGGACUCCACUCGAGCCGUGGCCAAGAUGUCGCUCGAGGCAGAAGACCUAACGUCGGAUACCUCGGGCCUGACGGCGGAGCAGCUGCGGUCCCUGGAGAGCGUCUUCGAGGGCACGUACAAAGCCAAGUACACCAUCGUGGGGUACACGGCUGCACGCAUCCUCAACCAGGACGGGAGUCCCAACGAGGACUUCAAGCCGGAGGACCAGCCGCACUUUAAUAUCAAAGAUGAGUUUUGACCUCAUCUCCCCCCUUUUCUAAUUUUGAAUUUAUUAGCAUUGUUAGGAUGAUGCUGUUGCUGUAUGUUAAGAAACACACUUGACGUGUACAUUUGAAACGUGAUGACUGACUUCUAUUGAAUAAACACACCAAGCACUUUGAAGAAAAAAAACAAAUAUA